Molecule: messenger RNA, 954 nt
Organism: Triticum dicoccoides
Lineage: Eukaryota; Viridiplantae; Streptophyta; Magnoliopsida; Poales; Poaceae
Product: plant UBX domain-containing protein 5-like
Exons: 2
Coding region: 41-592 (183 amino acids)
Molecular function (GO): protein binding
Source: RefSeq, a predicted model, not a curated record
GCCAGACACACGGCCGCCGCAGCCGAGAUGGCCGCCGGAGAUGCCACCCACGCGCCCCCGGCCGCGGAGGCGCAGUCUCUGGUGGAGUCGUUCUGCGCCGUCACCUCGGCGACCCCCGACGAGGCGGCCUUCUUCCUCGAGGGCCACAACUGGGCCCUCGAGGCCGCCGUUCGCUCCUUCUACGACAACACGGAGGUCGACGCCGAUGUCCCCGAUCCGGCACCCCGGCCCCCGCCAGCCGGUUCGCCUCCGUGCUCCUCACCACGCGCCACGACUCCAUCGACGACCUCCUUCAGACCGGCGAGCUCGCGUUAUGUUCAGUGGGGCUCAUGUCCAGGCUCAUCAUAAUCCUGAGCGUGCCGCCAAGAUCACUCACCAGGCGCAGGCCCUCACGGGCCAGACCACCAAGCACGCCUGCUGCACCAUCGAGCCGGUCCCGGACGACGAGAUAGAUCCGGGAUCCAACCAGAACUCCAUGCUGGAAGCCUGGAAGAGUACCCCGAGGACGAGAGCGACUGCGAGUCCAGCAAGGAGACCGGGGACGAGGACAUGCUGGAGAACACCACGUUCCUCCAGCCUCACACGCACGUGAUCUCCUUCCAGAAGAGGCAGGCACUAGGUACGCUAUAAAUCAUCGACAGUCACUGUACAUUUCGUCGAAUUUCCAUGAGAUGAUCUCUGCGGCCGAUGGAAAACGCUCUUGCAUGCAGUGACGUACCUGGAGAACAACAAGGCCGGCAUCACCGUAUUCGGGUUCACGCUGGACCGGUCGUACCUCCACACGAUAUUCAUGCUCGAGUGGACGCUCUUCCUGUGGCUGCUGGGGAAUACUGUCGGCUUCUCAUGAGCGCCAAGGAAUGUCAUCAUCCUUCCCAGCCAGGUGGUUCGAUUCCGUUCCAUAUUUUUUUGCUGUCGCCGGUUUGAUCCUUGUGAAAAGAGAAGGAAUGGGUUUUU